This is a messenger RNA of Rotaria sp. Silwood2, 489 nucleotides long. The record is from the annotation of a GenBank genome assembly. NCBI's taxonomy places the organism in Eukaryota, Metazoa, Rotifera, Eurotatoria, Philodinida, Philodinidae.
AUGAUGUUGUUUCAUCUUGUUGAAUUUCUACUUCUGAUUGAAAGUAUUAAGGGGAUUACAAGUCCAAUUACACCUUACACAAAAUACAACCAUUCAGUUAAACUCAAAACAAAUAUUGCUGAUCUUUGGUGGACAAUAAAUGAAACAAAACAAGAAAUUCUUUUUGAAUUACAUAUUCAUACAACAGGAUGGAUUGCUUUAGGUAAUAAAUUUCUAAUUGAAUCCAUCGAUCAAGAUUUUAUUCAUCAUAUUCUCAUGUAUGAAUGUGAUUUGAUGGUUCAGUUUAAUGAUUCAAAUUUGCCCGAAGGUUUCUGCAAUAAAACCAAAAAUCAGAUUGAACUAUGCAGAUUUAAUGUUGCUGGUGAUUAUAUGAUCGAAUACCCUAGCGAAGCUGGUUAUCCAAUAGGUGGUGAUUUUAAUAUAAAAUAUUACAUGAUUGAAAUUCAUUUUAAUAAUCCAAAUCAAAUAUCAAGUAUACAAUAUAAUUGA